AUGGGAGUAACACCAAACAAGCGAGAGAAAAAGAGACGCUCCAAGAAGCCGAAGAGGGGGAGCAGAGGGGAAAGGCGGAGCCAGACCGAGUGGUCGACCCAGUGGGAGAGCGAGUGGGAAGGUUGCGAGUGCGAGGCCGAGGCCGAGGACGCGCUCGUGUACGAGAGACAAGCCCAGAUCGCAGACGAGUUGAUCCAGAUUUUUUGCCCGGACGACGAGGCAGCACCAAACCGGUCAACGAGAACCACCAUCACCAUCACCACCACCGUCACCACCGUCACGGACACGGCCACCGUCACCACCGUCACCACCACGACCUACAUCAUCACCGAUCGACCAGCACUGCACGGGUUCGUGGCGCCAAAAUUUGCCGACGAGGAGGACGACCACCACCCUUUGUGA
Exophiala oligosperma is the source of this 402-nucleotide messenger RNA. RefSeq lists its product as uncharacterized. The transcript has a single exon. The coding region runs from base 1 to 402 and encodes 133 amino acids. The record is from RefSeq and is a predicted model, not a curated record. NCBI's taxonomy places the organism in Eukaryota, Fungi, Ascomycota, Eurotiomycetes, Chaetothyriales, Herpotrichiellaceae.